AUGGAAACAGGUGAUAGUUUACAUUAUGACCAAGAGAGUAACAUAAGAGCAAACAAAAUUCAAAAGAGAAGCAAAAAACAAAUAGAAUCGUUGGUUUAUUCCUUGAAGAAAAAUAUAAAAAAGAGUGAAGAAUUAAUAAAUAGAGCAAAUUAUUUUUUCCCCAAUGAUGAUAUGUUAGAUCAAAUUCUUUUCAAUUUGUGUAAGUGUAUACCAAAUGAUAAAGAUAUAUUGGAAAAGACUAAAAGAAUUAAGUCUUAUAACUCAGAUAUAUUUUUGGAGUUCACAGAUUCUGAUGCAGAUAGUUGGAGCAAUGAUAAUAGGUUUGAUGAUGUAAGUUUAUAUGAUGGACGUGAUAAAAAAAUUAAAUCUAAGAAUUUUAUUUUUAAGUUAGAAGGAGAAAAUGAAAAAAAAGAAAUAAAUAAAACAAAUCCUUCUUCUUGUGUAGAAUGGCUUGGGUUUGUUAAUGAAGCAAAUGGGUAUGCAGCCGUGAAAAUUUUUUCUCCUUUUAUUUAUCAAGAAUAUUAUACUUAUGUAAAUAGGCUCGUAUUCUUUUUAUUUCAAAAAACAAAAUGCCUUCAAAUAGGGGACUUUUUAAACAACCACAAAUUCUUAUAUAUAACUAUUCCAUUAUAUAUGAAAUGUAAAAAUAAGCUAUGCGUAAAACUAUCACAUAUCGACGUGUCAAAAGAUUCUUACAUUUAA
Messenger RNA from Plasmodium malariae, 702 nucleotides. RefSeq names its product conserved Plasmodium protein, unknown function. NCBI's taxonomy places the organism in Eukaryota, Apicomplexa, Aconoidasida, Haemosporida, Plasmodiidae. The record is from RefSeq and is a predicted model, not a curated record. The transcript has 2 exons. The coding region runs from base 1 to 702 and encodes 233 amino acids.